CAUAAAAAAAAAAGAAGAAAAAGGAGGAAUCAAAACCUCAGUCACCCUGCAAUUCCACUGAACCUCAGUCUCCAGAGAUGGCGAAAAAGCUCAUAAUUCUCCUGACUGUACUACAGCUCCUUCCUUUUCUCUGCAAUUCCUUCACUUCUGAAUCUACCGCAGACCGUCGUGUACUCGUUUUGUUAGACGACUCCGCCAUCAAAUCCUCUCAUUCUUUGUUCUUCAAGUCCCUGCAAUCGCGCGGUUUCGAACUCGAGUUUAAGUUAGCAGACGAUCCCAAAGUAGCGCUCCAGCGUUACGGCAAAUACUUGUAUAACGCCUUAAUUCUCUUCUGUCCCACAGCAGAGCUGGUGGGGGCACCUAUUAAUGUCGAUGCAAUUCUCGAUUUUGUUGAUUCUGGUCAUGAUUUGAUUAUGGCGGCUGAUAUCGACGUCUCUGAUUCGAUUCGUGAGAUUGCCAUCGAGUGUGGUGUCGAUUUCGAUGAGGAUCCUGCGGCUAUGGUUAUUGAUCACACUAGCUACGCGGUAUCGGAAACUGAUGGAGAUCAUACCCUGAUUGCUAGUGAUGACUUCAUGAAGUCUGAUGUGAUGUUGGGCAGCAACAAAAUUGACGCUCCGGUACUUUUCCAAGGGAUUGGUCAUACGUUAAAUCCUGCCAGUACCUUGGUGUUGAAAGUUCUUUCAGCUUCUCCUUCAUCCUAUUCAGCUAAUCCCAAGUCCAAGUUGUCAAAUCCUCCAUCUCUUACUGGAUCCGCUAUCUCUUUAGUAUCUGCCGUGCAGGCAAGAAAUAAUGCUAGGAUUUUAAUUGCUGGCUCAUUAAGCAUGUUCAGCAAUCGAUUUUUUAGAUCGGGGGUGCAGAAGGCAGGGAGUUCAACAAAACAUGAGAAAUCUGGUAAUGAGCAAUUUUUGGUUGAACUCACCCAAUGGCUUUUCCAUGAGAGAGGUCAUCUUAAGGCUGUGAACGUAAGACACCACAAAGUUGGGGAAGCAGAUGAACCUUCAUUGUACAGAAUCAAUGAUGACUUGGAAUACUCGGUCGAAAUUUAUGAAUGGUCUGGAACAAGCUGGGAACCAUAUGUAGCAGAUGAUGUUCAGUUGCAGUUUUACAUGAUGAGCCCUUAUGUGUUGAAAACUUUAUCGUCUGAUAAGAAGGGUCUUUUUUAUACUGCUUUCAAGGUUCCCGAUGUUUAUGGGGUUUUCCAGUUUAAAAUUGAGUACCAAAGACUUGGAUAUACGACCUUAUCCUUAGCAAAGCAGAUUCCAGUCCGUCCUUUUAGGCACAAUGAAUAUGAAAGAUUCAUUCUUGCAGCUUAUCCUUAUUAUGGAGCGGCGUUUUCUAUGAUGGCAGGUUUUUUCAUUUUCAGUCUAGUUCAUCUCUACAGCAAGUAGCUCGAUAGAGCGUUGUAUGAUGGGUGAGACACCCUAGUGCGGGCAUGCGGCACAAUCCUUGCUACACCUUCUUCCUUCCGUCUCUGCCUCCCUCCACUUUCCCCCAUGUAAAGAAAAUGCAACAUUAUGAGUGAGAAAUUUUGAUAUGGCUCAAAUAAUUAUGAGGCUUAUGCACAUAUGGCCAUCAAAAACUGC
This is a messenger RNA of Manihot esculenta (cassava), 1583 nucleotides long. Its product is annotated as dolichyl-diphosphooligosaccharide--protein glycosyltransferase 48 kDa subunit. Lineage: Eukaryota; Viridiplantae; Streptophyta; Magnoliopsida; Malpighiales; Euphorbiaceae. The coding region runs from base 78 to 1388 and encodes 436 amino acids. The transcript is spliced from 13 exons. The record is from RefSeq and is a predicted model, not a curated record. Gene Ontology annotation, cellular component: endoplasmic reticulum membrane; oligosaccharyltransferase complex.